AGCGGGCAGGAGGCAGCGCCCAUCCACACAGCUGCCAGAAGUGUCGGACGCGGCUGCCGGACGGGGCAGAGCCGGUGGCUGAAGCGGCUUCCUGGCUUGAGGGAGAAGUCGAAGGCAAAGCAGGAAGGAGCGAGAGGCGCGGGGGGGAAAAACAAGGGGGCUCGCUCGGGGACGGCGAGGGGGACGGCGCGCGCGUGCUCGCCAUGGCCGACGUCUUCCCACCCUCCGAACCCGGUUCGGGUCCCGACGCUGCUCGGCGGUUCGCCCGGAAAGGGGCCCUUCGGCAGAAAAACGUGCACGAAGUGAGGGACCAUAAAUUCAUCGCGCGGUUCUUCAAGCAGCCCACCUUCUGCAGCCACUGCACCGACUUCAUCUGGGGGUUUGGAAAACAAGGGUUUCAAUGCCAAGUUUGCUGUUUUGUGGUUCACAAGAGGUGCCAUGAAUUCGUUACUUUUUCUUGUCCUGGAGCUGACAAGGGACCUGACACUGAUGAUCCCAGAAGCAAGCAUAAAUUCAAAAUCCACACGUAUGGGAGCCCAACAUUUUGUGACCAUUGUGGUUCAUUACUUUAUGGACUUCUGCACCAAGGGAUGAAAUGUGAUACCUGUGAUAUGAAUGUUCACAAACAAUGUGUAAUAAAUGUUCCAAGUCUUUGUGGAAUGGAUCACACGGAAAAAAGAGGGAGGAUUUAUUUGAAGGUGGAAGUGACUGGUGACAAGUUGCAAGUCACAGUGCGGGAUGCAAGAAAUCUAAUCCCUAUGGAUCCCAAUGGACUUUCAGACCCGUAUGUUAAACUGAAACUUAUUCCAGAUCCUAAGAACGAAAGUAAACAGAAAACGAAAACCAUCCGCUCAACACUCAAUCCACACUGGAAUGAGUCCUUCGCAUUUAAAUUAAAGCCCACAGACAAAGACAGAAGGUUAUCAGUGGAAGUCUGGGACUGGGAUCGAACCACUAGGAAUGAUUUCAUGGGUUCCCUUUCUUUUGGGGUGUCAGAACUGAAGAAGUCACCAGCUUGUGGAUGGUAUAAAUUACUUAACCAGGAAGAAGGCGAGUAUUAUAAUGUGCCAAUACCAGAAGCUGAUGAAGAUGGAAAUACAGAACUGAGGCAGAAGUUUGAGGGUAAAAGAAAGGUCCAAGAUAAGAAAGCCAGGCUUGGCCCAUCAGCUAACAAAGUUAUAUCUCCAGUUGAAGACCGGACUUGUAACUUACCAUCCAAUAAUCUUGAUCAGGUUAAACUAACAGAUUUCAACUUUAUAAUGGUGCUUGGAAAAGGGAGCUUUGGGAAGGUGAUGCUUGCAGAACGCAAGAGAACAGAAGAAUUAUACGCAGUCAAAAUAUUGAAAAAAGAUGUUGUGAUUCAAGAUGAUGAUGUAGAGUGUACCAUGGUUGAAAAGCGAGUUCUAGCUUUGAUGGACAAACCUCCUUUCUUAACGCAGCUUCACUCUUGCUUCCAGACUGUGGAUCGCCUGUACUUUGUCAUGGAGUAUGUGAAUGGUGGUGACCUCAUGUAUCAUAUUCAACAAGUAGGAAAAUUUAAGGAGCCCCAAGCAGUAUUCUAUGCAGCAGAAAUUUCAGUGGGUCUUUUUUUUCUCCAUAAAAAAGGAAUUGUUUAUCGAGAUCUGAAAUUAGAUAAUGUAAUGUUGGAUUCUGAAGGACAUAUUAAGAUUGCAGACUUUGGCAUGUGCAAGGAGAAUAUGAGUGAUGGAGUGUCAACAAGGACCUUCUGUGGGACUCCAGAUUACAUUGCACCAGAGAUUAUUGCCUAUCAACCAUACGGAAAGUCAGUGGACUGGUGGGCCUACGGAGUACUUUUAUAUGAGAUGCUGGCUGGUCAGCCUCCAUUUGAUGGCGAGGAUGAAGAUGAACUCUUUCAGUCAAUAAUGGAACAUAAUGUUUCUUAUCCCAAAGCAAUGUCCAAAGAAGCGGUGUCCAUCUGCAAAGGGUUAAUGACUAAACAUCCUGCCAAACGUCUCGGCUGUGGGCCCGAAGGAGAGAGAGACAUUAGGGAACAUGCCUUCUUUAGGAGAAUUGACUGGGAAAGAUUGGAAAACAGCGACAUCCAGCCUCCAUUCAAACCGAAAGUGUGUGGCAAGGGUGCCGAAAACUUCGACAAAUUCUUUACCAGAGGACAACCAGUAUUAACGCCACCUGAUCAGCUGGUCAUUUCUAACAUAGACCAAACAGAUUUUGAGGGGUUCUCCUAUGUCAACCCACAGUUUGUACAUCCCAUGUUGCAGUGUGAAGUAUGAAAAAAACAAUAGACUCAGGAAAGCCCUCCUCCCCAAUGGGAAAUUGCCCUUAGCCCUGGAGUUUUUAGACCUUUGCCUUGUUGAUUCCAUUCAGGUCUGGGAAUUGUAAGGGUAACGAGGAAGGGAAGACGCCAAGGAACGCGUGAACGUAGAAAAUCAUCCAGUGUAUUUAUCUAGGAAUCACUGAUGCUUAUAGAUUACUGCUAGCCUUUGUCAUUUUUAUAACUUUGACUAUUUUUCUCUAUCUCCUGUACCUCUGAAACUUCUUCUUAAACAAUUAAUAAUGAAUCUGAGACUAUCCUGUGGGGUUAAGGAAAACAGAGAUGAAAAUGUAAAUUGACUGAAGAAUAAGGAAUCUGGGCGGAGGGGGGGAGAUGGAAUAAAGGGAAAUGCAGAAAAUUUUAUUCUAUAUUACAGUUGGCCAGAUCUAUGAUAAAAACAAAGAUAUGAGCAAAGAAGGCCCAUAAAAGCUUUUAAAAUGACUUGAUCAAGGUAAAGGUUUCUUAUAAGUUUUCAAUAUAAAGUUUUCAGUAUAAAAUAAAAAUUAUGUGCAUAGAAUAUUAACUAGAGCCUGUGAUGAACUAGCUCCAAGGUAAAACUGCAUAAUACUGAUAUAUGUAUUAUUUUUAAUCUCCAUGAGAUUAUAUUAUGAUCCAGGGUGCCAAUUUGCUAUUUAAUUUACAUCACUAGUCAAGUUUAUUGCAAAGCCAGUUUUAAUAUUUUAUCCUAAAUAUUUCUUAACUGGGCUCUGAAUCUACACAUCCCUAACUCUUCGAUUUAUACUUAUUUAUUUAGUAAACUGCAUGAAUAGAAUAUAAAAAGUGUACAGUAAAUUAAUAGAGAUGUAGAAUUCAGAGUCAAGCCUGAAAUCAUUAAGGAAUGUUUCUAAAAAAUAAUUUCAGCUUUUAACAGAUUGGUUUAGAAUACUUGGAACCACAGAAAUCAAAGUGAAAACGUAACACAAGUUUUCUUCAACUGCUAUUGGAAGCUGUUGAAUACAUUUUUGAAUAUGCAUCAUGCAAUGAAUUUUGCAUGUUUAAUGAACAACUUUAAGUGAAUCUAUAUUAUGAGUAAUUGUAUCACCUGUGAUACACAUAAUACAUAUUUUAAUAAGACACAGCUGUGCUAGAUGAGGGAAGGUUCUUUGGGAUGAACUUUUUAGCUACAGCUUAAUGUUUUACCAUUUUGUUUUGUUUAGGAUUUUUAAAGUUCUGCACCUUGUUGAUACCUUAGGGAAGUCUGUGCUCUUCUCUGCUUAUUUUUAUGUAGUUCUACUGCUAAAUUAUCCUAAACUACAAUGAGAUUUUGAGCAAAGUGAACACAAUGCACACGCAUGUGCAAAGUUUACCAACUCCAGGCUAGUAUGAGCAGCUCCUAGUGCAUGCUGGGCCAAUUCCCCUCAUUUCUUGCUGAAGAACUUGCAACAUGUCCCUAAAUCAAUUGUUUGAUCUCAAGACAUUUAAAAAGUAGUUAAGAGGAUUAUGCAAGAACUUGAGCAGGAAAUUUGGAGAACAACUAUAUACCUGUGCUUUUUAAAAAAAAAAAAAAGUAUGAGGCUUUCUUUCAAGAGAAUGCUGGGCACUUACUGCAUAUCUAUUACUUUGAAGCAGGAAAACAAUAUAUUAGAGCUAUAAUCAGAUAUUUCAUAGAAUUUUACUCCCUUGCUUUUAAAUUAGUUCAUUUCCUCCCCUCCCCCCAGUAUUUCACUUGAAUUUAACCAAUUUUAAAGGUCAUUAAAUAGUGGACCUGAAAUUCUUUUGCAUGUAAAUGUGAUAGGCUUUUCCUUGCAAUGUUUUCUCUCUUAAUUUCUGUACAUUUAGCUGCCAAAAUAUGUGCAUGUAAGUCCCUGGAUGGCCCAUCUGCUUAUCAGUUUUGCCACACAAAAAUGCAUUCCCAAAUUGAAAAAUACUCCACAAAAUUCAGUAGAAAAUGUUCCCCAAUUGUAUUUGAAGAUUAUUUUUCUCAUACCAGCUUAGAAUAUGUGAAAAGCCUCUUCGGAAAACUUUUUCUUUCCAGAAUAUAUUCAUUUUCUCCAAGGAUCUAGGCAAGGAUCAUUUUAUGCUUGCUUUUUUGCCUUUCUUUUGCAAAUCUUUAGGAUAUAUUAAAAAAAAAUGCACAAGAAGCUACAUGUGAACAGAAUACAUAUAGAAACAUACUUUUCAAUGUUUUCAGAAUUUAUUGGGAAGGCUAUUUUUUUAAAUACAGGCUGUCAGAAGGUGUGCAAUCAUGACAAAAUAAGCCAGGUCCUCACAUAUGAUAGCAUGUAUUUUCCUCUACAUCUGUGUGCCAAAAAGUAUCUGUAGGAAUAACCCUAUACCUAAGCCCCAAAUAAACCCCUUAUAAGCUAUAAAACAAAUGUGCUACCUAGGAAAAUUGAGGAUGCUAGUUUCAGAUGCCAUGUUGUGAACCGCCUAUGUAUGAUCACUCUGUGAGAUAGGCAGCCAUACAAAUUCAAUAAAUAAUGAAUAAAUCAAUAACAAGCGCACUGCCAUCUCGCCAAACAUGUAAUGAAAUUUCUGCAUGUGAUAGUUAAUAGUUUUUGUAAGCUUUGUGCUCUGCCUUGUAAAAAAUAUUCCUGUCAUUGCCAUACUUCUUAUUCCAAUUUCCAUAUCUAGUGUUCCAAAUGGACACAAAGAAAUAAAUAGGCCUUGCAAAAAUGCACUGUAUCUCUUGUUCAGCUGAGAAUUUACUAAGCAGCCAUGCCCUUGGUAAAAACCACAGUACCAACAAAUAUCUUAAAGCAGGAGGUAUGCAUAUGGUUAAAUGAAUCUAAUAUUGGAAGUUGUAGCAGCUCUGCAGAUUUAGCUGUUCUUUAAUAGUAUAAAUAUAUUUAAAAAUAACAAAUAUUAAUAUUUAUACUUACAAUAACCAAUAUAUAGAAAACAGUCAUUACACAUAAAAAGAUUGAACAUAUUAGAUAAAACUGACAUCUAUUUCUCUUUGCCUGUUUUUCGUGACAUUGCCAGUUUUAUAAAAAGUUGUGCAAUUUAGCUUUUUUUAAGGGUAUAAUUUCAUUAGGCUGAGCCAGAGCCUAAUGAAAAACCUCUGGGGCACAGAACAACCCCCCCGCCCCGGUCCAUAAACUGGGCAUUUAAAGCUUUAUUUUAUUCAAACACAUUUUAUGUUACUGGAGAGAUGCAUUUGUCAUGCUAAUAAUAUCUGGGGGAACAUAAUGAAAAAUUACCAUGAACAUCCUAAGUAGAAAACCUUUCUUCAAGAAACUAAGGAUGUUGUUUAUAGAAUAUCCUAGUUUGCUUCAAACUUUUUCGGUAGAUUGCUUUGUAUGUAAAGCAAUAACACUGCUAUUAAUAAGUGCCAACAUUCUGCAUAACAUUUCCACAGUGAAAGAAACAAAAUGCCAAGUUUCUCUUGUGGAAAAUCUGAUGAUUGAGUAAUUUUAUUCAAGUCUGGGAUAUUUGAGUAUCUUUAUCAAAAAGAUACCGUGACAUAUGAUGCAGACUCAAAAUCUGGAGUUUAGAUUUGCAACCACCGAACAAUUUGUUGCAAAAAUGUAAAUUAUGUAGAUUUGGAACUGAAAAUAAUAAUUUCAGUUAAAUCCAAUUUAAUUUUGUCCCAACAUAUUGUUUUUCCCCCCUAAUCCUAUCAAUUUGGAUAGCAUAACUUCCCCACUACAAAGCCCUCAAAAGGCUGCAAAGAAAGGAAAGGCCAUGGCUGAAGAGGGCCCUGAUUUGCAUGUUGAAAGACUGUGGUAUCAUCUACCUUGUUUCCAGAGAAUAUGGAAACAAUUCCUAGAGAAUUGUUUUGCAGGUGAUGGGAAAUAGUGUCACUCUUUAACCCUAGAAAACAACUAGCUUCUAAAGCUAGCAAUAGUAGACUAAAUAGACCAGACAAUGCACCACAUGUUCUUAACCAAGUAUUAGAUAAUGAGAAAUGAAAUUUUAUUUAUUAAAUUUUUUUUUAUUUACAUUUAUAUCCCGCCCUUCUCCGAAGACUCAGGGCGGCUUACAGUGUAUAAGGCAAUAGUCUCAUUCUAUUUGUAUAUUUACAAAGUCAACUUAUUGCCCCCCCAACAAUCUGGGUCCUCAUUUUACCUACCUUAUAAAGGAUGGAAGGCUGAGUCAACUGGGGCCGAGCUUGAACCUGCAGUAAUUGCAGGCUGCUGUGUUCUAAUAACAGGCUUCUAACAGCCUGAGCUAUUACGGCCCAAUUAAAUUAAAUUAAAAUUAAAUAAACAAAUGUGAGAAGCUGCUCAAGAAGACACUUGUUUCAGAAUAAACAGAACAACAGAAUUAGAAGGGAUCUUGGAAGUCUUCUGGCCCAACCCUCUGCUCAAACAGGAGACCUUAGAUCACUUCAGACAAAUACUUGUCCAAUCUCUUCUUAAGGUGAUCAUAGGGAGUUAAAUGUGUAGUAGUUACUCUAGACAGUAAUAAUGAUAUACACAAUUUAUACUAUGAAAUUAUAUUUUGUUUCCCCUGUUCAGUGUUUGUUAGAUGUUCAUUGGAGUUAUAAAUGAUUCAACAGCCUUCCCCAUUCUGCUGCCCUCAGCCUAACUGUGAUGUUAUCAUAUCACAUCUUGGGGGAGCUGAAGUGGGGAAAAUAGCUCUACAAAUGGAGUUGUCUUCUUUUUAAUUACCUCAGUUGACAAUUCAUAGCUGAUGGCAAGAGCCAAGACAAGAAGCAAACAAAUAACUGCAACAAAGCCCCCCCAACACAUAUAUACACACUAUAAAAAUGCAACGCAGCAGUGACCUAGAUAAUCCCUAUUCUACAAGACAAUCCUUGUUGCCUCAUGCUUAAUAGCCAUUGAUUCUAACCUUUGGCAUUUCAUCCUUCAGUUAGGAUGUUGCAUUGAACUGACAGGGCAAUCAAUUGAGUCAUCUAUGUGGGAUGAAGGAUCACAGUCAAGAUGGUGAUAGACAAAAAACAGAGGGUUUUGAUCGCUUAGUCAGGCUGCCUUCUGGACCUUUUUUUGAAAAACUACUCAGAAGAUGCUUUUGUGCCCCAUAUAGGUACAAUCAAUUGCUGACUUGCUGCAGUGUUAAAAAAAUUACAGUAUAGGAAGGCAUGCUGGUUAGGGCCGACUGCUUGUUCAUUACAUGGGUAUGCUCCCAAGAAUUGAAAAAUCCCCCUCGUGUCUUCUUUGUAAAAUGGGAGAGAUUACAGGUAGUCUUUGACUUAAACCCAUUCAUUUAGCGACUAUUCAGAGUUACAAAAGCACUAAAAAAAGGUGACUUACAACAAGUCCUCAUGCUUAUGACUGUUGCAGCAUCCCAACAUAUCAAAAUUCAGGCACUUGACAACCGCCGUGUAUUUAUAACAGUUGCAGCGUCCUGGGGUCAUGUGAUUGCCAUUUGUGAUCUUCCCAGACAUGCAAAGUCAAUUGGGGGGGAAAGCCAGAUUUACUUAAUGGCCACAAUAACUACAGUGAUUCACUUAACAACCAUGGCAAAAAAAAACAGAUUGUAAAGUCAGGCACUUAACAACUGCCUUGCUUAGCAGUGGAAAUUCUGAUCCCGGUUAUGGUCGUAAGUUGAGGACUACCUGCACAUUCAGUUUUGCCACACAAGGUUUUGAAAAUUAAUUGCAAGCAGUAUAAUAAGAUAAGACAUUGGCCAAAAUGCCUUUUCAAAUAAAAUGCCAAAAGAGCUUGGUGCACAAGAUGAAUGAGCAUAAACUCAGAUGCUUGGAAGGGAAAUACUCCAAAUAUUAGUGCAGCGACAGAAUUAUCUUUUACUCAGGUAGAGAAAUAGUGGAUGGUGGCUCCAUUCAAUAGCUUCUUGAGCUUCCAAAUUUGGCUAGGAGCAGUUGUGGCCCUCUGCUGGGAGAUAAGGAAAUAAAUCUGGGGCUAUCCUAAAAACAGGUCCUCAACAAGCACAACAGACCAAAGAGCCAUGCCCUGAGAUUGUCCUGUUUCCAAUAAAAUGACUAUAUUGGAAAUACAUUUUGGGAACUAUAAAUAGGCACACAAGAGACCAGCUUGCUGCAAUUCACAUUUAAAGGCAUUCUCAGGAUCCAAAUGGCAGCCCCAUAAAGGAGGUGGCAGAUUAACUUCAGCAUUAAAAACUUAAAUAACAGUGGGAAGACGUUGAUCUCUCUUAAAAUAAACCAGCAGUUUUGAACCCUGAAGUUUCUGGAAAGAAUAACUUACAUCAGUGAGAAAAAUAAUGCAGGAAAGUCUUGACCUUUACGCUGAGUUGCUUAUCUCUGUGACCAUUCUGACCUUUCACUUUGCAUAAUUGAUCCCUAAGGGAUUAUUCUAAAAUUUGAAAAAAAAAAUGAUCCUUUACAAUUAUUUAAUAAUUCAGUUAGCAAAUGUAGUCCAAGUUUAUAACAAGAGGAUGAUUGUGCUUAAAACACAGAGGUUCCCCUUUCCAAAUCCUGGCAAAUGCGUAUCAAGCUUAUUUAAUACAAUUUUGAAUCAAGUAUAAUUUGAGAAAAGAUAAGAAAUUUUCCUUCCCUGUUCCCUGGACCCAGGGAAGACUUCAGUAAAACUGGCCUGCACUGUCAUGUCAGAGAUGAAGGAUGGAUACAGGAUCUUGACAAAAUCAAGCAGUCUUUGGUCAUUAAACAAAUAUUUCAGUUUUAGCCAUAAUGCACCUUUAAAAAAUACAUUCAACAGAUCCAUGAAUUCUACACACAUUUUAAGGCCCCUGUAUCUAUCUAUUCUAUCUUCAGUAACAUAGAAAUUAUUGUUGUUAAAUAAUACAAAUGCAUUCCUUGUUAAAUUUAUUUAGAUAAAUGCUCAUAUUUAUUUGCUUUAGGCGCGGUCUGCUGAACAAAACUGCUAUAUUUCUUGUGAUUGGCCAGUCCCACGUUACUCUAACUUCUUGUAUUCUUUCUUAAAAGUCACAGGAUGUGUGAAGGUGAUAAAAUUUCAUAAGCAGAAUGGUAAACCCAGAGCAGAUGUUACUUAAGAUUUUUUUUUAAUUGAAAAUGAAUUAACCCAAUGAUACUCCAUUACCAGGAGCAUUUACACACAUGCAGAUUGCACAAAUCCUAUAUAUUCCUAUAUAUCAGUCUUGGGUGUUGCUGCAUGUUCCGCCACAUUCCAUACUUGUAUUUGAUUUGUGGGAUGAGUUUUCUUUUUGUCCUCCAUCUCCAUCAGUGAUGGAUGCUGAUAAUAUGCUCUAAUAUUUUGAGGGAGGAAAAAACAACCACGUCUCCCUAAUCACCUGCUUCAGCUCUUGCGUAAUUGUAGACACAUCUUUCAUUUCCCACCACAAAACAGUUUGGUUGCUUGGGCUUCUCUAGCCUCCUGCUAAAUUUGUAGGAAUAGUUACAUCAUUAUUAACUUCCUGUUUUAAAAUCUGAAUGUUGGAUUACUGGCAUUAAGACACUUUAUCAUUGGUGCCAUAGAGUUUGUCCUUGCAAGGCAAUAGUCAUGGCUAGUGUCUCUUCCUUCUUAGCCCUCUAAGUUAGACCUGCUCUAGUUAAUUUAGGCCUAUACAUUUGCUUUUUAAACCCUUCACACUUGGGUUUUGUCUAAGUAUCUGAUUCAGAUGGCUUUGCUAGAGCAGGGCUUUACAAUUCCUAGAAUUUAGCUCCUGAAUUAGGCCCCUCAAAAGCAACCUAUAGGGACUUUAAUCCCUUUCUUUUGUUUCCAGUUAUUAACUAAUUAAUUAAAGAGUAGCACUUCUCACCCAAGUGCUUAAGUUCUCUGUGUAUUUAACUUCCAUUUUGCUGCUUUGUCAGUGAGCUUUCUAGAAACUAAAAUAGAACAACCAAUAUAGCAGAUAGGUUUUCCUGUUUGGCUUAACAGUAUGUGAAAUUAAAACAAUCUUUACUUGACUUAAAAGCUAAGAGUAUCAUCAAUUUAGAAAGUAUCUUUUCACAGAACAAAGUAUUGGUUCGACUUCAGAAUAAUCUUGUAUGCAAAAUGAGACCAACAAAACAUCUUAUAACAAUACACUUUUGAAGGUUGCCCAAAGUAAUACUUCGAUAUAAUUAGGGCAUCAUCACCCCAUCACCCCCCUCUGCCCCUCUUUCCUGCCCCUGUUUACUCCAGAGGGAUCUGUCCAAUGAAGAAAUGUGUAGGAGCACAACUCAAGUGCUUAACAUAUUUGGCAUGGGCUGCUUGUGAGUCUCUUCUUAGAUUGCAUGAGUCAAAUGUAGUCAUAUCCAUUUAAGAGUCCUGAACCAAACUUAAUACGUUAUUUUAGAGAUAAAAUAUUUUAUUUUCAAUAUAGAAAGUGGGAGGGUGAGGGUGGGAAAGAAUGAAAUUAUAUUGAGUAUUAAAUAGUUAUGACAGCUGUCACUGCAUCUGUAAAAUGUGUUAAGUUGCAAAUAUUCCAUUGCGAUUGUUUUCAACCCCCCUUAAAACACCCCCCAAUUGUUUAUUUGCAAUGUUAGAACCAAAUCCAAAAUUACAAUAUCUGAAAUAUUUAAAAUUGAGAGUGAUUUAAUGCCACUCAUUGUUUUAUCACUUUAUCAGUAAAUAGCGUCAGUGAAGCUUGGCAUUUAUACCACCUUAUAAUGCCUGCCGUUAAAAGAUCCCUUGGGAUAUGAAAACAUUUACAGGUAGUCCUCCAGUGAUUGUUUGAAGUUACGGUGCCACUGAAAAAAGGGAGUCAUGAUCCUUUUUCACACUUAGGACCAUUGCUGCAUCCCUUGGUCAGGUGAUCAGAAAUUGGAUGUUUGGCAACUGGCAUGUAUUUAUGAUGGUUGCAAUGUUCUGGGAUCAUGUGAUCACCUUUUGUGACCUCCUAUCAAGCGAAGUCAAUGGGGAAGCCAAAUUCACUUAGCAAUGGUGUUAGUAACUGAACAACUUCAGUGAUUCAUUUAACAACUGUGGCAAAAGAAGGGUGUAAAAUUGGGCAAAAUUCACUUAGCAACUAUUGCUAUUCUCUGGCUAUUUUGCUUAGCCACAGAAAUUUUGGAGUCAAUUGCGGUCAUAAAUCAAGGAUUACCUGUAGUGGAGACAAUAUAGGUGUUUUCAUAGCUAUAUUACAAGUGUGGGAUCUAGGAAUAAUGGACUCCCUUUUCUCAAAUCUGCCAAUGAUUCCCUUUGUGGCCUUGGGCAAGGUAUGAAACUUUUUGCCUCAAUUUCCUCAUUUGUAAAAUGGGGAUAAUAAUAAUUAUUAUCCUCACAGUCUACUGUGAGGUCUGUUUGGUUAUUAUUCUUGCUGCACUUCUAAGGUUAAAAAAAAAACAAGUAUUAAAUUUUUUAAUAGAGAAUCCAACAAUUUACAUAUUUUGCUGAAUAUGCUGUGCUAUUUGUACUUUUUUAUACAACUUUUAAUAGUACUGGUGAGGGAAAAAAUGCAUAACCCGAUAUGUGUCUCAUACGUGAUCUGGAAUAUUUUAGCUCUUGCCAAGAGAAGUUUUGUGCAGAUGUUGCAAGAUACAGCUUUUGCUAAAGGCAUUUUUCUAUUAAAGGGGUUCAAACUUUGCAUAGGCAAAAACAUAAUGGAGUGUUCUAGCAUAUUGUCAUGAUUUCAUGAAACACAGAAGGUGGGAGGAUUUUUGAAGGCAACUAUUCCCAUCAACAGAAAUUAAAUCACUUCAUUUCAAACCAUAAGCAAACGGCACAUUUACAUCAUCAUAAAAAUUAGUGUGACAAGACAAAAAACUAGAGAACUCAGUUUUGCUCAGAGGUAAUUGGGUGUCUGCUGAUCAUGGUCAAAGACUGAUUUGAUUAUUCUCAACAACUGGUGUAAAGAGUGUCUUAUUGUAUAUUGAGAGACAGCCUGAAUCCAUUUUGAUUUGAUGUCCAAAUUUUUACAGAAAUCACAGGGAAUUUCUCCUAUGCAAACCUCAUGACAAUCUCUGUGAAGGAGAUUUUGGGGUAAAGUAUGCAAAUAACAUACGUACAUCCACCCAUUUUUAACAAGACACCCCGUCUCCCCUGAGUGUGCCUCAAGCUUUCCACUGCAAUCCAUCUUUCCAUCUUAGGGAGUGAUUAAGCCUUUUACAGAGAGCCAGUUUAGUAUAGUGGUUAUGGCAUGGGGUUAGAAACCGGGAAACUGCGAGUUCUAAUCCUGCCUUGUGCAUAAGGUCAACUCGAUGCCCUUGGGCCAGUCACUUUCUCUCAGCCCUAGGAAGGAGGCAUUGGCAAAUCACUUUUGCAAAAACUUGCCAAGAAAACUGCAGGGACUGGCCCAGGCACUCCGAGAACCAGACACAAUUGAACCAAAAAAAAAAAAAAAAAAGCAAAAAAGCCUUUUGCAAGUACAGACACCACUAACUGCGUCUGAAAAUCUAUAGAUGCACUCCCAUCCCUCCUUCCACUCCAGAUCCCAUGUGUAUUGGAAUCAAAAUGUUAAUUUUAACUAGUUCAUGACUAUCUCAUUUAAGAUAAGACAGGUUGCUUAUACUUAUUAUACAGAAUUUAGGCCUAGGAUUUGUUUCUACUGUAAUCAAUGCCCCAAACAACAAACUUCAGAGCUUUUAUUUCUUUUUAUUGCUUAGAAGGUGUACACAAUCCAAUUUAAUAAAAAAUGUAAUGUAAUUUUUGUCAAUUUAAAGCCUGAGAUCCACAUGCCACAUAGAAGGGGUAUCUUAUAGCUCCUAUACUACAAAUUUUUCGCAUGGAAGAAUGAGAACUCAUCAUAUUUGCUGUGUCCUUGUUCUCUCUUUGGACAAAGUCAAACCCAUCAAGUUUUACAUUUUAUAUAUGAUACUAUUUUAAGGCUCAAUAUUUCUAUUUGGAAGACAGAAAAAUGUUUUCUAACUAUUUAAUAAUCGCAUGGUACUGUAAAGUAAAUGGAAAGGCCAUUCAUUUGCUGGGAGAAGAUGUUUUUAAAAAUGGACAAGACUAAUGUACAAAUUGUUGCACUUUUUCCUUAAACUUAACAAUUAAACUUUGUUUGCAUGACUUUUUUUUGUUAAAUAGUAAUGAUAGUUUGAAAGCAAGUUGAGUAUGAAUAAAGAUACUGACAAUUA
This is a messenger RNA of Ahaetulla prasina, 13097 nucleotides long. It is a transcript of the gene PRKCA, whose product is annotated as protein kinase C alpha. Gene Ontology annotation, biological process: protein phosphorylation. NCBI's taxonomy places the organism in Eukaryota, Metazoa, Chordata, Lepidosauria, Squamata, Colubridae. Gene Ontology annotation, molecular function: ATP binding; zinc ion binding; diacylglycerol-dependent serine/threonine kinase activity. The transcript is spliced from 18 exons. The record is from RefSeq and is a predicted model, not a curated record. The coding region runs from base 204 to 2252 and encodes 682 amino acids.